ACUCCGUGUGCAAUUCUAGUUGGACAGCAGCCCACUUUAACAGCUUGAUUAACGUUAAGAUGCAGCUUGUUGUGGUGUGGCGCAAUAUAAAGAAAUACUAAAUCAAUUAUCAAUCACGAUGGAGAUUUUGCGGGAUGAUGAAGAACAAGAGCUCAAAUAUAAACGCACGGGUCGUUUGGACAUGAGCCACGGUUUCUUACACCACAUUCGAAGGAACCAGAUUGCCAGAGAUGACUAUGAUAAGCAGGUGAAGCAGGCCAAUGAGCAUCAGAGGCCCAGGCACACCACUACCUCCCGACUCCCCCGACGACCAGACAUCCAAGUGUACCAUCCUCGACGUGGAAAUGGAUCUCAGCCAGGAGUGGGUGCUGAGGAGUGGAAUGAGAGUGGAUCCAGUACAGAGCCAGAGACUCAUGGAACUGAGCUCUUCUGGCUGGACUACCAGGCUGACUCUGGCCAUGUCACCUCCUACAUCGUACUCAAGGAGGAUAAGCCAGAGAGGGUGGUGGAGCGCGUAGCGGAGGAGAAUGUUCUGGACUCCACCAUGAGGAUGGCACUGCAGGCCCGGCUUCGAAAAGAAAUGGAUAAACGGCAGAACAAACGCUAAAGGAGGAGAAUGGAGUUGACAAACAGGGGUGAGGAGGACCAAGAAGCCUCUGUUUACCCUCUGGCCAACCAGUAUGUAAAGAAUGCUAGUAGCAGAGGACUACUGUGGACCCUCAUCCUAAGGGAUUGUAAGCCAGGAUCCAAGUGACCUCACACAGCCAAGCCGUCCCCUCUGUGUGGAAUAGAUUGACUUACAGAAUGGUAGAAAUGGAUCUGACCUCAUAGCUCCUCUAUUGGACUGGCAUUGGCUGUCAACCUGCUCCAAAGGACCUAGCUGAUACAACCUGGACCCCUCUCUGAGCCACACCAGGCCUUAACUGUAACCCCCCCCACCCACCUUUGACCAUUAGGCUGGAGAGCAAAUCCUUUGGUCGUAGCUGUUCUGUUUUUAUUGUGUUUGUUACAAAUGUGCCGUGGUCAUGACUUCGCUCUAUUCUAAUUUAUUUUUGAUUGGCCUAUAUUUUCGGAGACUUUAUUUUUGAUAAUGUACAUUUAUGGAGAGGUCCUUAUUGUUUCAGUAUUACAUACUGUAUAUUAAAUAUAGUUAUUUUCCAAAGGGGUUUAUUAGCUAUUUAUUCACAAAAGGUGGUUGGUUGUAUGCAGAUUAGUGUAUACAGUUUUGGUAAAGGUGUUCAAUAUUGUAUGUUAAUCGAUCUCCUUCUCUUACGCAAUUCCAGGUCAAUGGUUUAAUUUACGACCUGGGUGAUGCAUGGUGAUGGGAGUACCAUUAGUGUGGGGGAGAAGGUCAUGGUUAAAAUUCUAGAUUAUGCGCUUCAUGCAAUCUUAAAUGACAUGGCCAGAUUAGACUCUAGUGCAGGGCUCUCCAACCCUAUUCCUGGAGGGCUACCAACCUGUAGGUUUUCACUCCAACUGAUAAAACUGAAUCAGAUAAAUAUCCCUUAUGCAUUCCAUGACCGACUGUUCAAAGCACGCUUCCUACCGGUGUGGCAAUUUCCGGUGGCGCAUACUAUAGAUGAAAGUCAGUCGGUCUAGUUAUCGAUGAUGUAACAUUACUACUACCUCUGUCGCAGUUUUUUUUUUUUUACUAGGCGUCUUCAGGACUUGCCUCAAAUAUAAUUUUAAUGAUUUACAUCAAAUUAUUAAAUCAGCCAACGAGACUCCAGCUAGCAAGAACGAAAAUUAGUUCAAGGUGUGUCUAUGUAGCUUCCUAUAUACACACACAACUUUGAAGUUGAGGACCAGGUCAGUGACAGAUAUAGCUAGCUACAAUCAUGCUAGCUAGCUAAUUUAACUAGUAACUGUAGCUAGCUAGUUACUUUGUAAAAAUUUGUAACGCUGACAGAAUCUACCUGAGUGUAUUUUUGUUAAGAUUUCUUAAAUUAUGCUUUCUAGCUAUAUUUCCUAGCUAAAAAUAACAACAAUGUAUCUUUGUUAGAUACAUUGAUGAUUGGAGAUCACCAUGAGGAGUGCCUGUCACAGGUUCAUGAGGAAGAGUGAAACCUCACAGCAUGAGAGUAGGGAAAGAUUAUAGAUGGCUACUAGCGACCUUGUUAAACAUCUCCUGUGGGACACUGUCAUCAUGGUAUGUUGGACAGUGUCAACAUUUACUCUUAUUAGAGCUUAAUGAUGGAUCCCAAUUUUGAAUUGCAUACUGAACAGAUUAUUUGGUAAAGAUCUGUUGAUGCAGUGUUUGGUAAUUGUGUUACUAAGACACAAUGUAUUCCUGUAUAGUUAAAUGAGCCCCUAAUUAAGAAGACCAGACACUACUAUGUUUUACUUAUAAGCCACAUCAUUUUUGUUUCUCACUUCAGUCUUUAAUCACACUUAUCUUCACAGAUGGUGUUAAAGCACUCUACCAGUGAUGGUGGUCCAUAGCCACUGCUCCUGUGUUGCAGGAAGUUUUAUGUGCAAUCAUCUGGUGGCCCUUUACCAGACAGCGCACUACUCUCAACUAAACAUUCCUGCUGCACCACCAGUUCACAGCUGCACAGACACAAAACAGCGUUGGCACAAGCCAAGAACACUUGAUAGUCCAUAUCCAUAAAAAAAUGCACCUGAAAAAUAUUCAGCCAAUUGUAUUCCAUCUUGCAUUCUGGUUAUUCUGUGUUUACUUGAUUUCUUUCCCCUAAACUCAUUGCCUAAUUAAAGCCAAUACAAGCUCCACACAAAUGGAUAUUCACUAUAACACAAUUUAUUGAUGCAUGUCAUAGAUAUAAAUACUGCUAGCAAAUAAACGUGUACAUGUAU
This is a messenger RNA of Oncorhynchus tshawytscha (Chinook salmon), 2814 nucleotides long. RefSeq names its product UPF0561 protein C2orf68 homolog. The record is from RefSeq and is a predicted model, not a curated record. NCBI's taxonomy places the organism in Eukaryota, Metazoa, Chordata, Actinopteri, Salmoniformes, Salmonidae. Bases 119 to 607 code for a protein of 162 amino acids. The transcript is spliced from 4 exons.